This is a messenger RNA of Dichomitus squalens LYAD-421 SS1, 2934 nucleotides long. Its product is annotated as HET-domain-containing protein. The coding region runs from base 119 to 1960 and encodes 613 amino acids. The transcript is spliced from 3 exons. The record is from RefSeq and is a predicted model, not a curated record. Lineage: Eukaryota; Fungi; Basidiomycota; Agaricomycetes; Polyporales; Polyporaceae.
CGAAGCUGCAGCCCCGCUCGCCUCCAGCGAGGUGAUCGGUUCACGACUCGCGUGCUUUCCGUUGCAGUGGUACAAAUGCUGCUGCUUUCGUAGGCUAUUGUUCGCCAGCAAAUUCGCGAUGUGGCUGUUAAAUACCAAGACUGGGGAGUUCAAGUCAUUCGGCAAUCCACGCCAUGUUCGCUAUGCCAUCCUGUCGCAUGUCUGGUCGACGGAGCGACCAGAGCAAUCAUACCAGGAGACUCGUGAUAUUAUUGCCACUACCCCCGCUGGCACGACACCUCUUUCACGGUACUCCGAUAAACUACAGCGCUUCUGCGAGGUCGCCGCGGAGGACAAUUUCGAUUGGGGGUGGGCCGACUCCUCUUGCAUAGACAAGACAAGCUCCUCCGAACUCACCGAGUCCCUCAAUUCGAUGUACGACUGGUAUCGUUAUGCUGGUACCUGCUACACCUUCUUACACGACCUCGACGACGUCGAUAUCGCGGACCCCAUGUUUCGCGAAGAGUUCCGCAACAGCAAGUGGUUCACGCGCGGCUGGACAUUGCAGGAACUGCUUGCUUCCAAGGUACUGCUCUUCCUCUCCAAGACAUGGCGCGCGGUAGGCUCCAAGCACACGCUAGCGGAACUUGUCGAGAGCGUGACGGGAAUCGACCGCUCCGUCCUCACGUUCCAGGAGCCUCUAGAGUCGUUCAGCAUCGCGUGUAAGAUGUCCUGGGCGGCGUCGAGGACCACGACUCGUGUGGAGGAUGAGGCGUACGCCUUGAUGGGAAUCUUUGGUGUGAACAUCCCGAUCUCGUAUGGUGAAGGCCGUUAUGCUUUCAUUCGCCUCCAGGAAGCGAUUGUUAGGCAGCAUCCGGAUCAGACUAUAUUCGCUUGGGGUCGCGUCCUCCCUCCCUACCCAUUUGUGUACACUCACCAUGGAGACACCGCCCCCGUUAUCAGCAGUAUCCGAGUUCCACCCUUACUGAACGAGUACUUCCUGGCAUCCGGACCUCGCGAAUUUUCCGAGUCGACUGCCUUCCGGCCCCUUCCCCGCGGUGAAUUCGCCGAGUUACUUGGACUAUCUCCCGAGCACACAUACCAACUAUUCACCCCGACAUCUUAUGGCAUGCAUGCCUAUGUACCCCUUCUCACCAUUCACCGCGACGACCCCCACCUCAGUCUUCCCACGCAUCUCGCCAUCCUUGCCUGUGAGGAUGGAGAACGUCGUAUUCUAGCCCUCCUACUCCGCCCGCAACCGGCAUCCACAGGCCGCGAUUUCCUUGUCGGCGCCGUCGUCGGGGAUACGAAUGAACUUGUGGGUUCAGAGAUCCCGCUGCAGUCAAUCUAUUACCGGGUGACAUAUCUCUCCCGUAACGAUAUUACUGCUCUGAGUCGGCGACCUCGAAGUCUCGUAGAGAUGGUCGAUCUCUACAUCCCUCAUCGACCGCCCGUAACCGCGCAGAAGUCCGAGCUAGAGGAGACGACACAUGCCGCGCUGCGCGACUCGCGAGAGUUCUUCGAAGUCCGCCUCUCUGGGUGGUGUCGGAGACUUCUGAAACGAGACGGGUACACUGUUACCCCAGAGAACGAUACGAACGUGGCUCACCACGAUUGUCGUCUCAUACUUCUUCCACCCUCUGCCAGCGCUACCUCCGCCAUUGUGAUUCAAAACAGCGAGGAGCAUAUUACCAUUCGUGUUGGUCGAUGUAAUUGCGUGCUGGCGGACACGUACCAUCUCCUUGCGGUGAUGGUGUCUUCGAGAGGUCGUACCAGUCCCUUUGAGAUUGACUUCCAAAGCCCACACCACAAGAAGGACCACUCGGCGCAUAUUCACUCAUGGCGAUUCAGUGGAGGUUUUGCCGAGAAGGAGAUCUCACUUGAGUCGAAGGAGUACUUCAAGCCCACGAUUCAUUUACGUCUGACGUUCAGCCACGAUACACAACACUCGGUCGGUUCUCGCCCGAGGUAUACCGACUAGGCGUAGAAAUCUGGUCCACUCCUCCACUCGAUCCUCCCUUGUCGACCUCUCCAGUUUCUCUGGAAACUAUCCAGAUCCCUCGGACCCUGAGCUACUCAGAGGUUGCUGCCUCGCCACCUGUCCGAGAAGCAGCGCUCGCCAGCCAGGCUUCGCGAAUGUUUUCUCUGUACCCGGGAAGGCUCCCUUCGCAGGACUCUCGCAUGAGGACCUCUACGCUGAUCCAAGGGUCACACCGCCAACGUUCAGCGACACCCCAACAGACGACCUAUCAAGAAUCGCUCGUUCGGCCACAGGCCGCGCGCUACUCGCGAAAUGGCAACAUCACGGAACCCGUCACCAGACGGGUUCCGUCCGUGGUAGCCCCCCCUGUCAGGAUAAGUCAAAGCGCCUCUCCUGCGCUCAGUUCAUUCGGAUUUCCUUCCCGUGCGAGCAGCCAGUACUCGAACGGGAGUCAGGAGACUAUCCGACCGGGCGGUCCACGCAUCCGCCAGUCAACCACGAACGGCGCGUUCAAUGGUGGAAUAGCACCUAGUAGGCCUAGUAGGAGUAACUCACGGACGCCUGGCACACCAAGGCAGACGUCGACCAGAGCGCCUUCCCCUAUAGUCGAAUAUGUUGAGCAGUAUGAUCAGCAGAACACCACGACGUCACCCGUUCGUCAGAAUGGUGGCAUCCAUACACCCGUCUCCGCGAACCGUCAGCGGUCGAGGUUAUAUCAAGGUAGCGGCCGCAGCGCCCCGGGUCAACAACGGCCGAUUCGACACAGCACGUCCCAAUACCAGGAUAGCGGACAAGGUCGGAGCCGAGGCCGGGGAAGGGACGGGAGUGGGCAGUGGGAGUAUCAGGUGGAGGAGGAUUCCGAUUUGUAAUGGACUAUAUCUUGUUGAACUCGUGUGUAGCAGUAUCUCGUCCCCAACUCUGUGUAUCGACAGUCCUGUACGCUAUGUAUUGCGUUAUAGUUAUAAGGUUUGUAU